Molecule: messenger RNA, 2553 nt
Organism: Sporothrix brasiliensis 5110
Lineage: Eukaryota; Fungi; Ascomycota; Sordariomycetes; Ophiostomatales; Ophiostomataceae
Product: cell cycle inhibitor protein
Exons: 2
Coding region: 1-2553 (850 amino acids)
Molecular function (GO): protein binding
Source: RefSeq, a predicted model, not a curated record
AUGUCCGCACCACGGCCAAAUUUCAUCGACCUGCGGUCACAAUCGCAGGCGUCGCUCUCGCGGCCGCUUAAAUCGCCGCGACUUCAUGUCGCCGGUGAAGCCCCGCCCGAGCUCUCGCCUCUCGAUGCAUUCGCCCUCCAAAGCCGCAUGCUGGCAAAGCAGCUGGAGGAGAGUGCAAAAGCUGACAAGAGAGUGAGCCGUCUACCGCCGCUGACGAUGAAGAGCCCUCUCGUCGUGCAGGGUCGCUCAGAUUACUUUCGCUCCAUGUCAUACGACUCCUACUCUGACGAUGACAAUGGAGAUACCCCAAACAAUCCAACCCAGGUAUCGUCUUCUUCCUCGCAGCCCAUAACGCCCACUGGUUUUGGAUCAACACCUGAAGUCGAAGUCCCUGCCGUGCGGCCACGGUCCAUGCACCCUCGGAUGAGCCAUAUCUCGCCUAGCUCAGAUGUGGAGGCGGGCCCACCACCUCUACCUGCGUUCGCCCGUGAGCGCGAGAGGCUGAUGCGGACGCGGUCUGGUAUUAUUGAAGCCGAGGAUGAGCAGGAGCGAGGUCUAUUUGGCGCACGGCGAGACCGGUCGCCAUCGCCAUUUCCAGACGAUGCCUCUGAAGCGUCUCGCGAAAAGGAAGCCGCGUUGUCAAUGUUGGAGUCGGAAGCGUCUGAAAUCCAGGCUGAGACCAAGCCACAUCAGACACAGGCCUUGCAACUGCCCGAGCACGUCCUGCGGUCGACGUCAUCGCAAGACCUGCGGUUGCGCCAGUUGACACCUGAGUCGUCGACACCUGAGUCGCAACAGCCCCAUAUACAGCCGAAGCCCAAGCACAACCUACCACCACUCCAGCAAACACUCCCAUACCACCAAACGCCGACCUCUCAACCUUCACCCUACACACCAUCGGGCCUGAAUCCCUCGACACAUUCUCCUGAAAAGUAUGCCGGCUCUCGGAAUAUGCAUGACCCCUCAUCAGGAGGGCUGGCUCCGCCGCGACCAUUGUUCCCGAAGCGCUCAUCGAGCAUUUUGUCGUCAUCGCUGGAGACGACUGACGAGGAUGGCCACGGCACCAUGUCGUCUUCCCUCCAUUCAUUGGGUGGUGCUCCCAGGAAAUUGUCCAACAGCAGUGGCAUGAGCGGAAUUGCCUCACCCGGUUACGGCUCUUUCCACAGAUCUCCGUCCUUUGGCUCCGACAUGUCUGCACCGCUGCCACGUCCUUCGUUUAAUUUCUCACGUCCUCUCAGUCGGGUUGGUACACCAGGACUUGAGAGUCCGGCCCGCCAGGCGUCUUCCGACAGUCACACUUCCUAUAGCCAGUCGUCUCUUGUUCUUGCCGAUGAUUCUGCCAACACGCCGAUCAGCACGCACAGCGAGGGCUUCCCGGACCCACCAGCUGCCUCGUCGUCCGCACCGGAUAACAGCCUUCCCGCGGCGUCUUCGUACAUCUAUUCCAAAUUCACUCUGCCGCGAGGUAAGGUGCUUCAACGAUCUGCCAACCAGACUGCGGACAAUCUGCCUCCAGCCUCGUCCCAGUUGGAACAGAUGAUCGCACCAAGCAGCUUGCACACGCUUUCUCUAGGCGGUCAAGCACCACCAUCGCCACCAACGCGUCCAUCCAGCUCGGGAGCCGGAUCCUUUGCACGGCCGUCCCUGGAGCGCACUAAGCUCAGCACGGAGAUUCUGGCUCCGACCUCCCAGCCGUCUCCGAACCCCAGCCGGCCUUCAACCGAAGGCGGGCGUUCGUUCGAAGACACGAGAGGCCGUGCGUUGAUUGCACACCCGCAAGAGCCCCCGUCCCGUGGGAGAACGCCCAUGUCGGUGACAACCACAAAUACAGGCGGUACAACGGACUCGAACACGACUAUCAAGGCUCGGUCGAUGAACUCGCUGGCGUCCGCCGCGGAUAUCCCGGCUGAAGAGCACGUCGACAAGGCCGUGUCGCUUCAUGAACAGGGUCUUCUGAACGAGUCGACUUACCACUUGCGCCACGCUGCUCGCCAGGGCCACCCGACAGGCAUGCUGCUGUACGCCCUGGCGUGCCGUCAUGGCUGGGGUAUGCGUGCUAACCCGAGGGAGGGUGCCGAAUGGCUGCGCAAGGCCGCCGACUGCGCUAGCAUUGAGAUUGCUGACGACGAGGCUCUUCUUCAAAAAGGCAAGAACGUCGAUGCACUGGAGCGCAAGACGCGCAAGGCCCAGUUUGCCCUCAGCAUUUACGAGCUGGGCGUCAGCUACAUGAAUGGUUGGGGCAUCGAGCAAGACCGGGCUCUCGCCCUGCGCUGUUUUGAAAUUGCCGGAUCGUGGGGUGACGUGGACGCCCUCGCCGAGGCUGGAUUCUGCUAUGCCCAAGGCAUUGGCUGCAAGAAGAACCUGAAGACAAGUUCCAAGUUCUACCGCCAAGCGGAAGCAAAGGGCAUGAGCAUGGUUGGCAACAGCUGGAUCUACAAAUCCAAAUACAACGACGACAAAGAGUCUGUUAAGUCCCCAAAGUUCAGCAAAGACGACAAGGCUCGGUCCAAGUCCCGGUCCAGAAACAUCUUUGGCAUCAAGCACAGCUCAUAA